AUGCUACCAUUGGAGGGUCGCAGCAAGUCGAUCUUUAUCGUCACUACUGUCUUUUUGGGUAUCUCGUUUAUUGCGGUUUGUCUGCGAUGCUUUGUCCGACUCAGGCUCGUCAAGGCCUUUGGCUGGGAUGAUGCGCUGAUGGUUUUCGCAAUGUGUCUCAAUGUUCUUUUUGCCUUGUGUGGAAUCACUGGCUCAUUAUAUGGAAUGGGUCAGAAAUCACUCGAGCUCCUGCUGGUACGAAAGACCAUGGAGACCGCUAUGUUUUGGUGGUGGCUAGGUCAAACUAGUUACGUCUGGACAUGCGCCGUAGCAAAGAUCUCGAUCGCCGUUGCUCUUCUCCGCCUUACCGUCAUGCGGGCCCAUACGAUCAUCCUUUGGGGGGUCAUCACUGUGACCACAGUUGUCGGCCUGGUUUUCUGGUUUAUGUUGACUCUUCAGUGCCACCCCGUCUCAUUCUUCUGGACUCGGGUUCGACUGGAGCUCGACCCGACCGCGCCUGUCCACGGCAGCUGCUUGAGUGUGGAUACCAUCAUCGAUAUGGCCUACGUCUACAGUGUUACCGCUACGUGCUGUGACUUUACCUUGGGAAUUCUGCCUGUAUUCCUUGUGUGGAAUCUCCAGAUGAAUGUUAGGACAAAGGCUGCCUUGGCCGGUAUUUUGGCUAUGGGGUGCGUUGCAAGCGCCGCGGUCAUUGUCCGCAUUCCUUAUCUGAAGGACUACAAGGAUGAGGACUUUUUGUACGCAACCUCCAACAUCUCUAUCUGGUCCAACGUCGAAGCCAGCCUCGGGAUCGCAGCAGGCAGUCUCGUCACACUCCGUCCUCUAUUCCGCUGGUUCCGCGACCCCAGCUAUAGAGGAACUCGAAGCAAGCAAACCGGCGGCAGCAUGCCGCUCUCGAGCAUGAGUGGAAAUCGCUCCGCCCCCUCUGGUCCUCGAUAUUGGCGACCCGAUUUGGACGCGGAAGACUCCCAUACUGCGGUUACAACUGUUCAUGCCUCGAGUCGAGGUAGUCGCACCAGCAGUCAGGAGGAUCUUAAUCCCACGCAGCAGACGAAUCAGGGUACGUUUUUUCAAGGCGUGAACGUGCAGAAGACAUUCUAUGUCUCGGAGAGUGGAGAAUAG
This is a messenger RNA of Penicillium daleae, 1122 nucleotides long. RefSeq lists its product as uncharacterized. The transcript has 4 exons. Lineage: Eukaryota; Fungi; Ascomycota; Eurotiomycetes; Eurotiales; Aspergillaceae. The record is from RefSeq and is a predicted model, not a curated record. The coding region runs from base 1 to 1122 and encodes 373 amino acids.